Gossypium raimondii (Peruvian cotton) is the source of this 1348-nucleotide messenger RNA. RefSeq names its product homeobox-leucine zipper protein HAT5. Gene Ontology annotation, cellular component: nucleus. The transcript is spliced from 3 exons. NCBI's taxonomy places the organism in Eukaryota, Viridiplantae, Streptophyta, Magnoliopsida, Malvales, Malvaceae. The record is from RefSeq and is a predicted model, not a curated record. The coding region runs from base 357 to 1220 and encodes 287 amino acids. Gene Ontology annotation, biological process: positive regulation of DNA-templated transcription. Gene Ontology annotation, molecular function: DNA-binding transcription factor activity, RNA polymerase II-specific; sequence-specific DNA binding.
UCACCUCUUCAAUAGAACCCUUUCAAAGCUCGCCUCCUCGGAGAAAGAAUCUUCUUCUUCUUCUUCUUCACUUUACAUCUGUCAAAGCUGAAGAAAAAAAAUAGGUUAUUCUGAGUGAUGGGUGUGAGCUGCCGUUGCUCCCACACCUCCCAUAUCACUGAAAUCAUCAUAACCAGCUUCUUUCGUCACAAGUCUUAAAACAAGUGAACAACUUUGUGUUCUUUAAAAUCCAAAAGCCAGAGUGGUCUUUCUUUCUCUUCUUUUUCUUUUGUUUUUUAUGUUAAUUUUUUAGAUCAUUUGAUGAUAUGGUGAAGAUGAUUUCUUGAACAAGAUCGAUCAUUUAGCUUGAAACUCUCAUGGCGGGUGGGAGGGUCUUCUCUUGUAAUAAUACUAAUAGUGUUGGUGGUUCUAAUAAUCUCUCUGUUUUACUUCAAAGUCAAAGGGUUCCUUCUUCUUCUGAGCCUAUGGAUCCUCUUUUCAUUCCAAGACCAGGCUCUUCCCCUUAUUCUUUCUUUGUUUCAGGUACGAGAUCGAUGGUAAGCUUUGAAGACGUCCAUGGAGGAAACAGAUCAUUCUUUAGAAGUUUUGAUGAAGAAGAGAAUGGAGAUGAAGAUCUUGAUGAGUAUUUUCAUCAACCUGAGAAGAAAAGACGACUCACUGUUGACCAAGUCCAGUUUCUAGAGAAAAGUUUCGAGGUUGAAAACAAACUUGAACCUGAAAGGAAAACUCAACUAGCUAAAGAACUUGGGUUACAACCCCGUCAAGUUGCCAUUUGGUUUCAAAACCGCCGUGCUCGAUGGAAGACUAAGCAGCUUGAAAAAGACUAUGACACUUUACAAGCUAGCUUUAAUACCCUCAAAGAUGAUUAUGGUAAUCUCCUCAAAGAGAAAGAUAAACUUAAACAGGAGGUUCUUCAGCUUACUGAUAAGUUGGUUAUGAAAGAAAAGAACAACUCAGAGUUAUCGGAUGUGAACACAGUGUGUCAAGAACCACCACAAAAGCCUGUUGAUUCAGACAGCCCUCAUUCAUCUUAUCCAUUCGAACCAGAUCAGUCUGAUACAUCACAAGAUGAGGAAGAUAACUUGAGUAAGGCUUUGUUUCAACCAUCUUCUUACAUCUUCCCAAAAUUGGAAGACAAUGAUUACUCCGACCCGCCUGCAAGUUCUUGUAGUUAUGGAUUUCAUGUUGAAGAUCAUGCUUUCUGGUCUUCGGCUUAUUAAGUUACACAUCUAUAUGUUACAUACAUACAUAAAUAAAUAUAUGAUGUUGUUUGUGUAUUAUUACUUCUUGUACUAAUAAUUAUGAAUUAAGUAAUAAAAAAAAAAUACCAAUCAUUGGCAUUGUAGUA